AUGAUCAAUCCCUUCGCAGUUCGUUACAGUGCCGGUGCCGGCUCCGCCUGGAUUCAGGGAGAGCCGGAGAUCGAGGAGAUGCUGCGCGAUGCAGUCAUCCAGGCGGUACUGAAACGCGACGGACUGACGGAAGAGGAUGUGAUCGCCGCGAUCGCCCUUGGUCUUCAACAGCACGGCGGCUUCCUUCCCAUGCUGCGCAUCGCAAGCCUUGGCGAGUGCAUGAUCGAGCUUUCGGAAAGCGCCGGUGGCCCGGAAAACGGCCGGGAAGCAGGGGCCGCCGCCAUGCAGCGCACCUUCGGCGGGGACACCCUGAACACCGCGGUCUAUCUCGCCCGCGCGCUGGCGCCGGAAAGCGGCCGGGUCUCCUACGUGACGGCCCUGGGCGACGAUCCGUUCAGUUCGGAGAUGAUCGCAGCCUGGCAGCGCGAAGGCCUGGAAACCGGCCUGGUCGCACGGCUGCCGGGCAGGUUGCCGGGUCUCUACAUCAUCCGCACCGAUGGGCAGGGCGAACGGACCUUCCAUUACUGGCGCAGCGCCGCCGCCGCCCGCGACAUGCUUCAGGCGGAGCGGACGGCCGGUCUGGCCGAGGCCCUCGCCGGCUUCGAUCUGAUCUAUCUGUCUGGGAUCACACUGGGAAUCCUCGAUGCCGGAAGCCGGGAACGGCUCUACGAACUGCUUGAGCGCCUUCGCGCCGGCGGCAGCCGCCUCGCCUUCGACACCAACUACCGCCCGCGGCUGUGGCGCGACCCCUCGGAGGCGCAGGAGGCGGUGCGCCGCACGCUGUCCCUGGCCGACCUGGCUCUGCCGACCCACGAAGACGAGGCGGCGCUGUUCGGCGACACAUCGCCCGAGGCCACGGCCGAGCGGCUGCACAGCCUGGGGGUCGGCGAAGUGGUGGUCAAGUGCGGCGCUGGGCCUUGCCUUGUCAGUGUUGAAGGCCGGCAGUCAAGGGUUGCCGGCGAGACGGUCGCGCGGCCGGUGGACACCACCGCCGCCGGGGACUCCUUCAACGGCGCCUAUCUGGCGGCGCGCCUGGGCGGCAGCGGUGCCGAAGAGGCCGCCGCAGCGGGCCACGCCCUCGCCGGCCGGGUGAUCCGGACCAAGGGCGCGAUCAUCCCGGCGCCGGAGAUCCCAAGUGCAUCCUACAUUAGCACUCUUGAAACGAGAGUGCUAAGAUCGUCCCAAUCCACACCAAACGUCCACACCAAAAAAGGGGAAAGUUCGAUGAAAUUCAGGCCUUUGCAUGACCGGGUCGCCGUUCGCCGCGUCGACGAAGAAGAGAAGACCGCCGGUGGCAUCAUCAUCCCGGACACCGCCAAGGAAAAACCCAGCCAGGGUGAGGUCAUCGCCGUCGGGCCCGGCGCACGCAACGACAAGGGCGAACUGAUCGCGCCGGACGUGAAGGUCGGCGAUCUGGUUCUCUUCGGCAAGUGGUCCGGCACCGAGGUGAAGGUCGGCGGUGAAGACCUCCUGAUCAUGAAAGAGUCCGACAUCAUGGGCGUGCUCGAAAAGACCAAGGAGCAUCCCAAGAUGGCUGCAAAAGACGUCAAGUUUUCGACCGAUGCCCGCGAGCGCAUGCUGCACGGCGUCGACGUUCUGGCGGAUGCGGUCAAGGUCACCCUGGGUCCCAAGGGCCGCAACGUCGUUCUCGACAAGUCCUUCGGUGCCCCGCGGGUGACCAAGGACGGCGUGACCGUCGCCAAGGACAUCGAACUGAAGGACAAGUUCGAGAACAUGGGCGCCCAGAUGGUCCGCGAGGUCGCGUCCAAGACCAGCGAUAUCGCCGGCGACGGCACCACCACGGCCACGGUACUGGCCCAGGCGAUCGUCCGCGAGGGCGUGAAGGCGGUGGCCGCCGGCAUGAACCCGAUGGACCUGAAACGGGGUAUCGACAGCGCCGUGGAAGCCGUGGUGGCUGACCUGCAGAAGCGUUCCCGCAGAAUUGCGUCCAACGACGAAAUCGCCCAGGUCGGCACGAUCUCGGCCAACGGCGAUGCCGAGGUCGGGGCAAUGCUGGCCGAGGCCAUGGAGCGCGUCGGCAACGAGGGCGUGAUCACGGUCGAAGAGGCCAAGUCGCUGGAGACCGAACUGGAAGUGGUCGAAGGCAUGCAGUUCGACCGCGGCUACCUCUCGCCCUACUUCGUCACCGAUGCCGACAAGAUGCAGGCGGUGCUGGAAGACCCCUACAUCCUGGUCCACGAGGCCAAGCUCAGCGGGCUGCAGUCCAUGCUGCCGCUGCUGGAAUCGGUGGUGCAGUCCGGCAAGCCGGUGCUGGUGAUCGCCGAGGAUGUGGAGGGCGAGGCGCUCGCCACCCUGGUGGUGAACCGCCUGCGCGGCGGCCUGAAGGUGGCGGCGGUCAAGGCGCCGGGCUUCGGCGACCGGCGCAAGGCCAUGCUGCAGGACAUCGCCAUCCUGACCGGCGGCACCGCGGUCUCGGAAGACGUCGGGAUCAAGCUGGAGAACGUCACCCUGGACAUGCUGGGCCGCGCCAAGCGGGUGAUCAUCACCAAGGACGAGACCACCAUCGUCAGCGGCGCCGGCAAGAAGAGCGACAUCCAGGCCCGCUGCAGCCAGAUCAAGGCGCAGAUCGAGGAAACCACCUCGGACUACGACCGCGAAAAGCUGCAGGAGCGCCUGGCCAAGCUGUCCGGCGGCGUGGCGGUGAUCCGCGUCGGCGGCGCCACCGAGGUCGAGGUGAAGGAGCGCAAGGACCGCGUCGACGACGCGCUUCAUGCGACCCGUGCCGCGGUCGAGGAAGGCAUCGUGCCGGGCGGCGGCGUCGCCCUGCUGCGCGCGGCCGCCAAGCUCGACAAGCUGGAGGGCGAAAACGAGGACCAGAAAGUCGGCAUCCGCAUUGUCCGCAAGGCGCUGGAGUCGCCGCUGCGCCAGAUCGCGGUCAAUGCCGGCGCCGACGGCUCCAUCGUGGUCGGCAAGGUGCGCGAGCAGAAGGACCAGCAGGCGGGUUACAACGCCCAGAGCGGCCGCUACACCAACCUGGUGAAGGACGGCGUUAUCGACCCCACCAAGGUGGUGCGCGCGGCCCUGCAGGAUGCGGCCUCCAUCGCCGGUCUGCUGAUCACCACGGAAGCCAUGGUCGCCGAAAAGCCGGAAGACAAGGCCCCGGCCAUGCCCGGCGGCGCCCCCGGAAUGGGCGGCAUGGGCGAUAUGGGCUUCUAA
Molecule: messenger RNA, 3177 nt
Organism: Symbiodinium pilosum
Lineage: Eukaryota; Dinophyceae; Suessiales; Symbiodiniaceae
Source: the annotation of a GenBank genome assembly